ACUUCCGGAAGGGGCGUGGCCCACAGGAAGUCCUCGCCUUCGGGAAGAGAAGGCGUUUCCGUCUCCGGUGUCAUGGCGGCCUCCUUCCCUGAAGGCGUGCCGGAGACCGAGGACGGGAAGAGACCGCAGUUCGGGCACCGGUUCCUGAGCGACCCGGCGCGCGUCUUCCAUCACAAUGCCUGGGACAACGUGAAGUGGUCCGAGGAGCAGGCCGCGGCGGCGGAGAGGAAAGUGCAGGAGAACAGCUCCCCGCUGGUGUGCCCGGAGAAGCAAGUUGAUUAUGAAGUCAAUGCCCAUAAAUACUGGGAUGACUUCUACAGAAUCCAUGAAAAUGGGUUUUUCAAGGAUAGACACUGGCUUUUUACUGAGUUCCCUGAAUUGGCACCUAGCCACAGUCACCUGACGGGUGUACCCUUGGAGAAGCAGAGGAGUGACGUCUGUGAGGACGGACCUGGCUUGACAGCAGAACAGCACAAGUGUUCUUGUGCCAGCCCUGGAUGUGAGACUCAGGUGCCUCCCUUGGAAGAGCCAGUGACUCAGAAGCUCGGUCACCUAGAAAUUAGUGGUGAGGAAUUUCCUGGCUCCUCUGCCACCUACCGAAUACUUGAGGUUGGUUGUGGUGUAGGAAACACAGUCUUUCCAAUUUUACAAACUAACAAUAACCCAAACCUCUUCGUUUACUGUUGUGACUUUUCUGCCACGGCUAUUGAACUGCUCAAGACAAAUUCACAAUAUGAUCCUUCUCGCUGUUAUGCCUUUGUUCAUGAUCUCUGUGAUGAAGAUCAGAGUUACCCAGUGCCUGAGGACAGUCUUGAUGUCAUCGUUCUUAUAUUUGUUCUUUCAGCAAUUGUUCCAGACAAGAUGCAGAAAGCGAUCAGCAAGCUAAGCCGACUCCUGAAGCCUGGAGGGGUGAUGCUUCUUCGAGACUAUGGCCGCUAUGACAUGGCUCAACUUCGGUUUAAGAAAGGUCAGUGUCUAUCUGGAAACUUCUAUGUGAGAGGUGAUGGCACCAGAGUUUACUUCUUCACACAAGGUGAGCUGGAUACGCUCUUCACCGCUGCUGGCCUGGAGAAGGUGCAGAACCUGGUGGAUCGCCGCUUGCAGGUGAAUCGAGGGAAACAGCUGACCAUGUACCGCGUCUGGAUUCAGUGCAAAUACAGCAAGCCUCUAGCACUCCGCUCCAGCCAACAUGUGCCCAUUCCCCACGCCACAGAAAGUUCUUCACAUUCGGGGCUUUUGUAAGAAGACAUCUGUAGACAGCGGCUUGUUGAUGAUGGACAGUCUGGGGAUUCAAGGAGCUCUAACUUUGAGCCUAAGAACAACUACUUUCCGGUUUUUAGCCAGGUGCAAUGACACAUGCCUUUAAACCCAGCACUCAGGAGGCAGAGGCAGACAGAUCUCUGAGUUUGAUGACAGCCAGUGAUACACAGAGAAAUCCUGUCUCCAAAAGCAAACCAAAAAAGUGUGGUUUUAUUUCUAAAGCCCAUUAAUGCGUAUUUUCUGGAGUUCGUUUUAUUAAUAUCAUUGGUCGAGGCAAUGCCCUGGUGAAUGUGGGGAGUUCAAAGGGCAACUUGCAGGAGUCAGUUCUCUCCUACAGGCUGGUCCUAGAAUUCAGACUCAGGCUUGACAGCAAACACCUUGAGCUUUUUGACUGCCCUCAAAUUUUUUAAUGACUAGAGUUUUAUAUAAAACUCAUUCUGUGACCAAAAAUGACCUUGAAGUUUAGAUCCUCUUGCCAUCAUAUUGCAAGAUGAUGAUGGUCCACACCUUUAAUCCUAGCACUCAGAAGCCAGAGACAGGCGAUCUCUGAGUUCAGGGCCUGCCUAGUCUACAGAGUGAGUUCCAGGACACCCAGGGCUACACAGACAAAAAAAGAAAAAUAAGAAAGGAAAAAGAAUGCUAACACAUUUGAGAGUUAAGAAUUUAAAAUCCAAGCCUGGCCAAGUGUGGUGGCUCACAGCAGAAAUCCCUGCGGGUAAAAAGCUGAGUUAGGCCGGGCGUGGUAGCGCACGCCUUUGAUCCCAGCACUCAGGAGGCAGAGGCAGGCAGAUUUCUGAGUUCGAGGCCAGCCUGGUCUACAAAGUGAGUUCCAGGACAGCCAGGGCUAUACAGAGAAACCCUGUCUCGAAAAACCAAAAAAAAAAAAAAAAAAAAGGCUGAGUCAGCACAGGGAUCCCGUUAAGAUCAAGGCUAGCCUGGACUGCACUGUAAAACCAUCUCACAGAUGGUGAAUAUGGCUCAGUGGCAUGAGCCCUGGAGCCAGCCAGGUACGGGGUGUUAGCUUAAUCUAAAUUGGCAUGGGGGGUCUGAGAUAGGAGAACUGCCUUCAAUUCCAGGCCAGCCCAAGCUACAUGGUGAAAGCCUGCCUGGCUUGUUUGAUCCUGGGGCAGGAUGGAGGUGAUGCUGUGCUCCGCUGCAAGGUGCUGGAUUAUGAGGGCCUUUUACUGUCUCCAGUAUUAGCACUAGAACGAAGGCUCAGCAGGUUUAGGCACUUGCUGCCGAGCGUGACAGCCUGAAUUCAUGUCCCCAAAACCCACAUGGUGGAAGGAGAGAGCCAUCAUGUGCUGUAGCAUGUCUGUGUCCUCAGACAUACGUACCAAAAUAAAAUAAUUUUCUAUA
This is a messenger RNA of Mus musculus (house mouse), 2619 nucleotides long. RefSeq names its product methyltransferase 2, methylcytidine (gene Mettl2). Gene Ontology annotation, biological process: tRNA methylation. The transcript has 9 exons. Gene Ontology annotation, molecular function: tRNA (cytidine-N3)-methyltransferase activity. Gene Ontology annotation, cellular component: cytoplasm. Lineage: Eukaryota; Metazoa; Chordata; Mammalia; Rodentia; Muridae. Bases 73 to 1242 code for a protein of 389 amino acids. The record is from RefSeq and is marked validated.